CAAAAAACCUCAAGAAGAAGAAAAAGUUCAAAGUUUACCAGGAAGUUACCCUCGUGCGGUGCUGUGGUGUGUUACAGCAGAGUGAGAUAGGAGCUCACUUAUUAAAUAAAAAGAUUAAAACACAUUUUUUCGGAGGAGACAGUUAACUGAAUAAAUUGCCAUGUCUUCAUACACCUGCAUCAGCUGCAGAGUGGCUUUCACAGAUGGCGAGGUGCAGCGAGCGCACUACAAAACGGACUGGCACCGCUACAACUUGAAGCGCAAGGUGGCGGAUAUGCCACCAGUCACUGCUGAAAACUUUCAGGAGCGUGUCCUGUCACAGCGGGUGGCCGCCGAGCAGCAGCUGAGCGACACAACAGCCACUGAGGGCUGCGCCAUCUGCAGCAAGAAGUUCUCCAGCGCCAACGCCUACCAGAACCACCUGCAGUCCCACAAACACCAGCAGGCAGAGAAGCAGGCCGUGCUUGCUGCUCAGAGGAAAGUGGAGAAGAUGAACGAGAAGAACCUGGAGAAAGGACUUGGUGAAGAGAAGGUUGAUCAAGAUGCCAAGAACGAGGCCCUGCAGCAGGUUCUGAAAGAGCAGCAGAAGCCGAGUCCGGACAAGCAAGGGACAUCACAAGCAGCGUCGAAGCUGAGGGCGGAGAAGCUGGAGAGACCUCCCAGGAUGAUGUGGCUGGAAGAGCAAGCCAAGAGACGAGAGAAGGAAGAGGGAGCCACAGCUGUGGAAGAAGAGUGGGAGGACGUUGGUGAGGAAGAAGAUGAUGAUGAUGAGAUGGGGGAGGAGGAGGAAGACGAAGAGGAGACGAUGGAUCAGGAAGGAGGAGACUCUGCGGCUGUAUCUGACCCACAGCCCGCUGCUCUGCCGGGCUCCAUCCCCGUCACCGACUGCCUGUUCUGCUCCCACCACUCCAAGUCGCUCAUGAAGAAUGUCGGCCACAUGACCAAAGUCCACAGCUUCUUCAUCCCCGACGUGGAGUUCCUCAUCAACGUCAAGGGCCUCGUCCGCUACCUCGGAGAGAAAGUCGGUGCGGGAAACGUGUGCUUAUGGUGCAACGAGAAGGGUCGUUCGUUCUACUCGGCAGAAGCGGUCCAGAGUCACAUGACGGACAAGAGCCACUGUAAACUCUUCACAGACGGCGACGCUGCGCUGGAGUUUGCAGACUUCUACGACUUCAGGAGCAGCUACCCAGACAGGAAGGAGGGAGAGGAUGCUGAGACGGACAAAGAAGAGCUGCCUGAUGACAAGAACCUGGAGUACGACGACGACACACUGGAGCUGACGCUCCCUUCAGGUGCUAAGAUCGGCCACCGCUCCCUCAUGAGGUAUUACAAGCAGCGGUUCGGGAAUCAGAGAGCGCUGGUUCUGACCCACAACAAGAACGCUGUUGGCAGAGUCCUCCGGCAGUACAGAGCUCUGGGCUGGGGAGGAGACGGAGGUGCUGGCGCCCUCUAUCAUAAACAGAAAGACAUGCAGUACGUGCAGUUGAUGAAGUCCAAGUGGAUGCUGAAGAUGGGCAUGAACCACAACACCACCAGGCAGAAGCACUUCAGAGCUCAAGUCAUCUUCUAGACUGGGAGCGGGGGGGAAACCCACGUGGUGCCAAAUGUGAUGUGGAUCUUAAAUUCUAAGAUCUCUGCUAUUUUCCUUCCCCACAAGACUUUCAGUGCAGACUCGAGUACGGCGGCAGAAAGAAAUCUCAAACGUCGGUGGGGCGGUGUUGUUUGAAGGGAAUGCAGACGUGUUGAUACGACGUUUAAUAACUGCAGUAAAAACCUUGAUGUGGAGAAAUGUUUCCAUCUUCCACUGUGAGUCUGGAACAGUCGCUCCGCUGGGAGUCUGCUCCAGAGAGACUCCAGAUCGUCUCUUCAGCUUCACUGCAACAACAACUUAAUGCAAAGCAAGGGCAUGAAUCACAUUUAUUAAAGUAUUUUGGAAAUAUGUGGCUGAAGUUUAAGCAACGAUCAAUAUUAAAAAGGCAAUAUAAAACCAAUGAGAUGGUUACAUCUUCACGAUUCAAUGUGCUCGUAAUGCAUCAACCCAAUAAAUGUGUUUCAUAUUUAUGGAUACGUGGAAGUCUUCUUUAAAUAAAUCCAAUAACUUUGUUUCCAGAUGGAAGAUCCUGAUUCAUGGCUGGUUAACGUGAGUGCAGCCACACAGGUGUAUUAUUCACAUGCAUCAGGUGUCCGCAUGAACCGUACGCUGAUGAGUAACAAUAAACCGCUUUAAACAUG
This is a messenger RNA of Cottoperca gobio, 2232 nucleotides long. RefSeq names its product zinc finger protein 622 (gene znf622). Lineage: Eukaryota; Metazoa; Chordata; Actinopteri; Perciformes; Bovichtidae. Gene Ontology annotation, molecular function: zinc ion binding; nucleic acid binding. Gene Ontology annotation, biological process: ribosomal large subunit biogenesis. The coding region runs from base 161 to 1570 and encodes 469 amino acids. The record is from RefSeq and is a predicted model, not a curated record. The transcript has 7 exons. Gene Ontology annotation, cellular component: preribosome, large subunit precursor.